Messenger RNA from Stegastes partitus (bicolor damselfish), 6209 nucleotides. Its product is annotated as macrophage-stimulating protein receptor-like. The transcript has 21 exons. Bases 223 to 4350 code for a protein of 1375 amino acids. Gene Ontology annotation, biological process: protein phosphorylation; positive regulation of kinase activity; cell surface receptor protein tyrosine kinase signaling pathway. Gene Ontology annotation, molecular function: transmembrane receptor protein tyrosine kinase activity; ATP binding; protein binding. NCBI's taxonomy places the organism in Eukaryota, Metazoa, Chordata, Actinopteri, Pomacentridae. Gene Ontology annotation, cellular component: signaling receptor complex; plasma membrane. The record is from RefSeq and is a predicted model, not a curated record.
GAGUCGUCGCUGGGUAGAGCUUCACUGCCAUUGGACGUCUGUGUGGAACAGAAUUCACAUUUUGAGUCAGUUGGAUAAAUCUCGGCGACACUCCUCCCUUUUUGUUUUUUUUUGUUUUUUUUGUUUUACAGAAAGAGUUCCCGCUGGUUGUCCACGAUGUACUCUCUGAGGAAGGUGUCUUGUAGGUAACGCUGGAUCAUCACAGUGGGCUGUGACGUGGAGAUGGUCACUCUGACCGCCUUGCUGACAGUAUGCAUAUGGAUACAAACACAAACCGCCUCAGGACAGCACCGGUGUCCCUCUGCUCCUCCCAGGCUGGUGGAUUUCACCGUGACAUAUUCCCUCCCCUACUUCCAAGCAAACCAAUCCAUACAGAACAUCGAAGUGAACCGGUACGUGGAGCCGACAGAGCUGUACGUCGCGUGCCAGAAUGUGAUAAUAGCAGUUAACGAUACCUUGCAGACUAAAUGGGAGGUGACAACUGGACCUAUUGGCAGUCCAGAGUGUGAGACCUGUCAGGUGUGUGACGUAGAAGUUGACCCCGAGGAUCCAGUGGAUACAGACAACCAGGUUCUGCUGUUGGAUCCUGAUGGAUUUUUCUUGCCAUACUUGUACUUUUGUGGAAGCACUCAGCAUGGAAUCUGUUACUUUAUUGACAUUGGCGCGCCAAAGCCUGAGGCUAAGUGUUUAUACAAAAAAGAGCGAAACUCUCCAACCGACUGUCCGGACUGUCUGGCCAGCCCACUUGGCACCAAAGUCACCAUCGUUCUGCAGGGAGCUACGUCGCUCUUCUUGACUGCAGCCUCCGUCAACAGCACGGUGGCGCAGAGGUAUCCCAGGAGGUCCAUAUCAGUGAUGAGGCCACUUUCAACCGAAGAUGGCUUUGAAAUGAGAAUGAAUGUCACGGUGCUCCCCAGCCUACGUGACUCCUACAGCAUUGACUACAUAUACAGUUUUUCCACCACGGACUAUGUCUACUUUCUGUCCCUGCAGAGGGAAAAUCCCUCCAAGAGCAACUCCACUUUUCAGACUCGUCUGGGACGUCUGCCUCUUUCGACUCUAGAGAUGUGGAUGUACAGAGAGGUGGUUUUGGAGUGCCGGUACGAACCAAAGCGCAGGAGACGGAGCGAGGCUUUCAGGGACAUUGUGUAUAACGGACUACAGGCUGCAUAUUUUGGCCGAGCGGGGAAGGACUUGGCCGACGAGCUGACGGUGCACGAGACUGAAGAUAUUCUUUAUGGGGUGUUUGCGGAGGUGAAUGAGCGUGGUCAGCCUCAGAAAAACUCAGCCCUGUGCGCCUUUCCUUUGACCAAAGUCAACUAUGCGAUCGACAGAGGCGUGGACGCCUGCUGCAAGCACAGCACGGAGCAGCUGUCCAGAGGCCUCUGCCACUUCCAGCCAUGUGAGAGCUGCCCACAUGAAAGCAAUGAAGGGAAUGACGCUUGCACUGCCAAGGCCACCCUGGUCUCACAGCCCUACUACAGGGUUGACCUCUUCAACAGCCAGAUGAGAAAUGUGCUGUUCACCUCCAUCCUGGUCACCACUAUUGGGAACAACACGCUGGGACAUUUUGGCACCUCGGAUGGCCGGAUACUGCAGGUGAUUCUUACGCUGUACAGGCCGAUUGUUUUUGCCAAUUAUUCACUGGGAGAGACGGCGGUGUCCAGAACAGCAGCCGUGUACUCCAAAGAGUCGCUUCUGUUUGUGGUUGGAAAUAAGAUGUUCAGGGUGCCCUCUGCAGGACCUGGGUGUUCACAUUUCAUGACAUGCUCCAUGUGUUUGACGGCUCCACGCUUCAUGAACUGUAGCUGGUGUUCAGGAAUCUGCUCGAGGAGGCAGGAGUGUGCCUCGCAAGAGAACAAAGACUCUUGUGCACCUGUCAUAACCGAGUUUUUCCCAAAAACGGCUCCUGCCGGUGGCGAGACUGAGUUGACGCUGUGCGGUUCAGAGUUUCAGUCUCCUCUGAGACCGGCCAUCAUCAGCGGCAAGACCCACAUCAUCACGGUGGGUUCUGGAGCCGUGUGUUCUGUCCUGCCGGAGAAGAGCAGUAACAACAGGCUUGUGUGCAAAAUUCAUGAAACAACUCCCAACCAGAACCUCAACAUCACUCUGCAAGUGCACGAGGGAGAAGUGGAGGGCCGCUACUCGAUCGAAGGCAUGGCUCAGAUGUCUGGCUUCUCUUUUGUGGAACCCACCAUCACAGAAAUCAAGCCCCACUACGGACCCAUGUUUGGAGGAACAACAGUCACGCUAAUAGGAAGAUAUCUUAAUUCUGGGAAACAAAGAGACGUGUACUUUGCAGGCAAGAAGUGCAACAUUCAGAGUGUUUCUGAGGAAAGCGGGACGUCGUCUUCAAUCAUCUGCCUCACAGCCGCUGCAGCAGCCGUUGGACCUGCACCUGUGAAAGUCAUUAUUGAUCAAUUUCAAGUGGCCUCCACUAAGAUGUUCCACUACAGAGAAAACCCUGUUGUAACCUCUGUACGUCCUUAUUGCAGUUUCCAAAGAGGCUCCAAGCUGCUGAUAGAAGGUCAGAAUCUGGACUCUGCCUACAAAACUGUGGUUCAGUACACUCCCAAAAAUCCUGUUGUGGAAACUUUACAACGAGUCUGCGACGGCACAGCGAACGCCACGCAUAUGGAGUGCUGGGCUCCUGCUUUUCCAGAGGAAAUGCCCGAAGACAGGUCAGAACCGGGAGUGAUUUCUAUUCACGUCGAUGGAAAAAAUAACCUCUUCAAGCGACGUUUCGACUACUACCCUGAUGCCAAAGUCAUUCCCUUUGAAACCGAUGACAAUGUCUUACUGCUAAAACCGGGAGAAGAUGAGGUUUCACUGCAUCACAGCAAACUAAAUACAGUGAGCACCUGUAUGAGGAUCUCAAUGACCAUCGGGGGCGUGCCCUGCAACGCUCAGGUUCUGUUAAACGAGCUGACCUGCAGGAUUCCUAAAGGCCUGGUUGUUCCCAGCGAAGGGCUUCCUGUCAGAGUGUCUGUGAACAGGGAGGUUUACGAUGUGGGUACGGUAGCCUACGACGACAGCAACAACACCGUGAUCGCGGGCAUUGUCCUGGGCAUCAUUGCUGCUCUGGUAGUAGGUGCCGGCCUUGCAUUGCUUGUGAUGAUUCAUUUGAGGAAGAAGAAGAGAGCCAACAUAGAGAGUCGUCUUUCAACAAUGUUGUCACGCAGCCGCAUGGGCAGCACCCUUAACGCCUCCCCGACGGGCGACUACAGACGAGUAGAUCUAUCCAGUCAAACCUCGGGCUCAGCAGGAAUGGCUUUCCAAGGUUUACUGUACGCUGCCAGCUAUGAUCAUCUCGCUGUUCCUUUAAUGUCGCGGGACAGCAUCUCGAUGGUCAGCUUGAGUUCUGACCUUCUCGAAGAGGUCAAAGACGUGCUGAUCCCCGCCGAGAUGCUCCGAAUCGAGGACAGCCAGAUCAUUGGCAAAGGUCACUUUGGGACAGUUUAUCACGGAUACCUGAUAGACAGCAAUAAGCAAGAGACCCACUGUGCUGUUAAGUCAUUAAACAGGAUCACAGAUUUGGGUGAAGUGGACCAGUUCCUCAGAGAGGGCAUCAUCAUGAAGGCCUUCCACCACCCCAACAUCCUGUCUCUGCUGGGCAUCAUGCUGCCCAAAGAAGGGCUCCCUCUGGUGGUUCUGCCGUACAUGAAGCAUGGAGACGUGCGGCAUUUCAUCCGCUCUGAGAAAAGGAACCCGACGGUGAAAGACCUGAUCGGCUUUGGGCUUCAGGUUGCCAUGGGCAUGGAGUACUUAGCUCAGAAGAAGUUUGUUCACAGAGACCUGGCUGCACGUAACUGCAUGCUGGACGAAACUUUCACAGUAAAGGUGGCUGACUUUGGCAUGGCCAGGGACAUAUAUGACAAGGAGUACUACAGCAUCCAAGAUCACAAGAGGGUCAAGCUUCCAGUUAAGUGGAUGGCUAUCGAGAGCCUGCAAACGCAAAAGUUCACGACCAAGUCUGAUGUGUGGUCAUAUGGCAUCUUACUGUGGGAGCUGUUAACCAGAGGUGCUAGCCCUUAUCCAGACGUGGACCCCUAUGACAUCACACACUACCUGUUGAAGGGUCGUCGCCUUCCGCAGCCACAGUUUUGCCCAGAUACUCUCUAUUCAAUCAUGCUGGCAUGUUGGGACCCGGAGCCUGAGCGCCGACCGAGCUUUCACAGCCUGGUAACAGAAGUACAACACAUCCUGUCCUGCCUGGAAGGAGAGCACUACAUCAGCUUGAAGGUUACCUAUGUCAACCUAGACCAGCCAAAGCCUUAUUCUGCCCUGACUGGAUCUGCAGAUGAGGCCGAGGCCUCGGACUUGGACGCGGACGGUCACGCCGCCAGCUGAAAGCGCUGCGACACGAGACUCUGUGGCAAAGAUCACAGCAUCCAGGUUAGAGUUGGAAAGCACACGAGAAGGGAGACGGCUUUUCUCACCAGAUAAAUUGUUGAUUAUGUCCACGAACCUGAGCACAUGGAACAUUUGACUACUGAUUUCAAUGACACUGUAAACUCAAACUGGAGACAGAAUCACGUCAGAAGCUUCCCAUCCUGGUUACAAAGCUACAAAGCUGGAGGCAGCAUGUAGAGAUGUUUUUCUAACCUUCCGAAGCACGUGUGAACGAGACAAAGUGAAUGUAAAAUGUGCUUUUGUUGUCAUAUUUGUAGCAUAGGAUGAGGUACAAUAUGCUGUAAUACAUAUAGAGUAUGUCUCUGCGUCAGCAAACUGUUAGACAGGGUCUAUGAAUGCUGACUCGUGCUCAGGGGUCAACAAUUUAGCUUUUUAGUUUCAAUUUUCUUGCCAAAUGAGGAUAUAAUAUCCUGUUAUACAUGCUGGUGAAUGUACAUUUAGUACAAGGGGGCAUGUGUACAUCACACAUGGAUGCAGAAUAACUCACAGAUUUAGAGCCAUUUAUGCUCUUGUUACCAACAGCUCCGCACAUGCUGAAUUACACGGUGAACUUUCUUCCAUUCAGUACCUGUAGCUCUCACUAGAGGGCAGCCAACGCCUCCUUUUAGGCAGCGCUGGAGUUGCUGCGGCAGUGAUGCUCUGCACUACAGCAGACAUCUCCACCAAGGUGUCGCACAAACAGUACAACUAUAUUUAUCUGAAACUCAGACAUCCAGACUUCCACUCUCGAAUUCAGUCUCUCGACUCAAUCAGCACAGAGCAGCAUAUGGCACAUUUUUGGGGAGAUUCUUUGCUUCUUGCAUGUAAUUGAACAAAUCUUCACACCGCAUUAGACAACACAAGGCAGUUUAUAAUGUAAAGACUCUUUUUUUUAAACUUUUAUACUGACACUGCGAACCAAAGAACUGGUUUAUGUUGACAGACACUUUCUACCAGAGGCAAUGGAUUUGUUUCUCACAUACUUGAUUUUUUUACUGCAUUAUUUCUUUUCUUUGAAUCCAAGAGUGAUCCGAUCUUAUUAUUUCCUUGCACUAAUUUGUACUGUAAAGAGAGUUUUUAUACAAGCAAACGGUUGAUUGCAUCCAUUUCUCUAGAAAGAAACGUCUCGGACUUGUCCUGAAUAAAUUUUAAGAAAAUAUACUCGCUGCAGAACAGCAAACAAGAGGAAAAAAAAAAAACAACUCACUUAAAACUGAAUACAUAACUGCUGAAAAAUGCAGCAAUGCACCGCAACAAAAGAGGGAACAAAAGUUCUUCAUGAAAGUGCAUCAUCAAAGCCAGAGAUGAAAAUGCUGCUGAAUGCAGUGACACGGGUCUGAGGCAGCACAGCUCUUGUUCUUUGCCAGGUAGAUGAGAGGAAAACACACACACACACACACACACACACACACACACACACACACCGUUAGAGGCCUGAGUGAUGUCAGCUCAACCAGAGUGAAAACUGCACGCUUCUGCCUAAUCUGUGUAUCUAGCAUUUGUAAUACUCUAUGAAUAAUUUAUGGAUCUAAAAAAAGAUUUAUUUUUUUAUUUUUUCUUCCAUCCCUUGCCUUUAGGUACUAAAAAGGUGGCGGUAAUAAUGACAAGCUCUGGCUGGGUUGAGGUAGAGGUUCAGGUUUUGAAGCGAGGAGAUGUUUGGAGACGAGUGACAAAACAAGAAAUCGUGGAUAUUUUUCUGUUACACUGAAACAUACACAAGAUAUCUUUGGUUUAGAUGUUACUGGUCAUUAACAGCGUCCACGCUUUCAACAUCAUUUGAGCUCCGAAGAAAUAAAACCAGAUCUGGCUACUGUUCA